AUGCCUGAACCAGCAAAGUCCGCGCCCAAGAAGGGCUCCAAGAAAGCCGUCACCAAAGCCCCCGGAAAAGGCAAAGGGAAGCGCAGGAAGAAGAGGACAGAGAGCUACGCCAUCUACGUGUACAAGGUACUGAAGCAGGUCCACCCCGACACCGGCAUCUCGUCCAAGGCAAUGAGCAUCAUGAACUCCUUCGUCAACGACAUCUUCGAGCGCAUCGCCUCCGAGGCGUCUCGUCUGGCUCUCUACAACAAGAGACGCACCAUCUCUUCCAGGGAGAUCCAGACCGCCGUCCGCCUCCUGCUGCCGGGUGAGCUGGCCAAGCACGCCGUGUCUGAGGGCACCAAGGCCGUCACCAAGUACACCAGCUCCAAGUAAAAUGCUUCAGUAGAAACUUUCUGUCGCCACCAAAACGGCUCUUUUAAGAGCCACCCACUCCUUCUUAAGAGCAAACCACAAUUUUUGACAUGGUUCAUACAGUUACUAGAUCACAUUAGAAUUAUUUGUUGGAGUUUAGGUUGUAUUUGAAGUUAACCACAUCUCUAACAUCCGUGCAAAAGGAAUAGUUAAAUUUCAAAGUUAGAAAAUUUGAUCAAAAACA
This is a messenger RNA of Entelurus aequoreus (snake pipefish), 598 nucleotides long. RefSeq names its product histone H2B-like. Bases 1 to 375 code for a protein of 124 amino acids. Lineage: Eukaryota; Metazoa; Chordata; Actinopteri; Syngnathiformes; Syngnathidae. The transcript has a single exon. The record is from RefSeq and is a predicted model, not a curated record. Gene Ontology annotation, cellular component: nucleosome. Gene Ontology annotation, molecular function: structural constituent of chromatin; protein heterodimerization activity; DNA binding.